UUACCGGUUACUCUUGUCUGGGUUCGUUUGUACGAUGACGCGCUUGACGUUAUUAUUGGCUGUUUUCACAAUAGCGGAUAUGACAAUCUGCCAGAUAUUAGCUCAGAAUUUUGUCAAAAGUGCAUUGCAACAGCAGCAGUUAAAAGACGAUGAUGACAACGACGACGAUAGCUUUAGUUCUUUAAAUGCCCAAGAUCUUCGAGCGUUGCUUGAAGUUGCGCUUAAGGCUGGUGGCAAAUAUGGAAAGCAAAAAUAUGUCGGCCGGAUAGAAACGAACCAAAAGUUAACACAAAAGUAUCAACCAACAUUAUUUGAUCAAUUGACCGGGCUGGAUGCAAAUGAUGUUCUAGUUUAUAACCCAGAUAACUACAAGUCAGUACAUGCCGAACAAGAGAAACAUGGAUUAUUGGACAUGCUAGGAUCAUCCCCUUAUGAUAAAACCAUCACCGACGAAGAAGAUGAUAGCUCGCCGGUAUUUGUCAUAGUCAAGGUGGAUGACCUCCAAAAGAGAAUAACUGAUAAGAGUUCAAAUAACGUGGUUUCAUCACUAUUGAAGUCACUAUCAUCUAGUCAAAAGGAUCGUAGCAAUAUCGGGCAAGAGCAUCGUUACAAAGGAUUUCGGGUGAGGGAUUCCUACAGGAGAGCCAAAGACUCUAGUGAAAGUAAGUUCAUACACGUUUCGUUUUAA
Cydia strobilella is the source of this 688-nucleotide messenger RNA. RefSeq lists its product as uncharacterized. NCBI's taxonomy places the organism in Eukaryota, Metazoa, Arthropoda, Insecta, Lepidoptera, Tortricidae. The coding region runs from base 35 to 688 and encodes 217 amino acids. The transcript has 3 exons. The record is from RefSeq and is a predicted model, not a curated record.